Messenger RNA from Medioppia subpectinata, 1517 nucleotides. The record is from the annotation of a GenBank genome assembly. Lineage: Eukaryota; Metazoa; Arthropoda; Arachnida; Sarcoptiformes; Oppiidae.
AUGGUUUUUUUGGGACAAAUCAGAGGAAGCGAUGCAUUCAUUGAAGAAGAAAAUAAAACGAUAUCUGUAUUUAAAGGAAUUCCGUUCGCAAGACCUCCCAUAGGAGACCUCAGAUUCAAGACAGCACUUCCCGCUCAACCGUGGAGUGGUGUUUGGGACGCAACAAAUGCUCGUUCUUCAUGUAUGCAACCCGAAGCCGAUAACAUUAACGAAGAUUGUUUAUUUCUCAAUGUCUACGUUCCGCACAAUCAGUACAAUAAUGACACCAAAUAUAUGAAGAAAAGUGUCAUGUUUUGGAUAUAUGGCGGAAGUUUUAUAACUGGAUCCAUAUUUAGCGAUCAAUUUAAUGCCACAUAUCUGUCGGCUGUGGGCGACGUUAUUGUGGUUGAAGCCAAUUACAGACUUUCAGCGUUUGGUUUCCUAUACGAUGGCAGCGAAGAGGCGGCUGGAAAUCAGGCCUUCACUGACUUAAUAACUGCAUUAAAAUUUGUUGAGCAAAAUAUUGAAUUUUUUGGCGGAGAUCCCGAUUCUGUUACAAUAUUUGGAGAAAGCGCCGGAAGUAUGACUGUAUCGGCACUCAUACUAAUGAAGGAUCAAAAUCUAUUUUCAAGAGCUAUAAUGCAAAGCGGAUCCGUCGACUCAUAUCUUGGAAGUGAGACCAAAGAAUUGGCGUUAAUUAAAGCACAAGAAUUAGCCAAACAAUUGAAUUGUUUCGAUAUUUUAAACGAUAAAAUCAAUAUUUCAUGUCUUAGAGCCGCUGAUCCAAAACAAAUGACCACUAUUUGCAAUAAUAUGAGAUUUAAUAAUCAAUUCUUUACACCAAUAUUUGGCGAUAAAUUAUUGCCAAUUAAACCGUCGAUAGCUCUAGAAAAAGGAGAAUUCAGGAAAAACAUUAGUCUACUGUUUGGUACGUGUAAUGACGAGGGAUCGGGAUUUGUAUCAAACUUGGGAUUUAGUGAAUUGAGUGCCAGCAGUCCCGACGAUUCUCUUAAUCUCUCGAAAGCAAGACUUCUCAUACAAUUGAUAUUUCAAGUGAUGAAAGUCUCUUACGCUAAAGAUAUCGUCGAUUUUUAUACAAAACAUUUGACGGAUGCGGACGGAGUGAAACUUAAGCACGCGGUGGCCAACGCUUUCGGUGACUAUCACUUGACGUGUCCGACAAUCAAAUUUGGAUCCAAAUUGUCGACUAAUAGCAGAGCAUAUGCUUAUAAAUUAACAUUUACUACAAGAGAUAACUGGACGGGUGUUCAACACGGAGAUGAUAUUAGGUAUGUGUUUGGAGAUUCACUCCGACAGCCGUCAGCCUAUAGUUUAAACGAGAGACACUUAGCGAAGACAUUCAUUCAAAAAACCGCCACAAGUUUCAGACGUUGAAUGGCCAGAAGCUAUCGAUACAAGAAUAACGAAUCCUUCGGUUAGAUAUUUGGAGUUAAAUCCCAAAAACUACAGAAUUAUUGAAAACGAAUAUAAAAAUUCUUGUGACGGCUUUUGGAGAUCACAUGACUUGAAAUAUUGAG